Molecule: messenger RNA, 8857 nt
Organism: Anguilla rostrata (American eel)
Lineage: Eukaryota; Metazoa; Chordata; Actinopteri; Anguilliformes; Anguillidae
Product: nucleus accumbens-associated protein 1-like
Exons: 6
Coding region: 519-2168 (549 amino acids)
Biological process (GO): regulation of transcription by RNA polymerase II
Molecular function (GO): RNA polymerase II cis-regulatory region sequence-specific DNA binding; DNA-binding transcription factor activity, RNA polymerase II-specific; protein binding
Source: RefSeq, a predicted model, not a curated record
CAAAACUUUAACCACUUCAAUGGCUUCCUAGCCACUGCUGAGAGCUGGCUGCACCUCCAGCACCAUCGUCAAUUUAAUAACUUUUUUAUUUUCAGCGCUUGAAACCGAUGUUAUAGGCGCGCGGAUUAUAUCUACUUCUUGCUAAUUGUGGAUUUGCACAAAUAUAAUUUAAGAUCCGACUGGUAUGCAGCACGUUUUGGCGAGAAGUGGUUAAAUUAGUGUCUUGUCUAGCGACUUGUAACCCCCCUCUUCUCUCUCGGCGCUGGUUUCGUCUGGCUCGCCCCCAGUUGCUGCAUUUGUCCCGGGAUGACCUGUUGAUGUCUGUAACGUUAAAGAUGGAGUAUGAAGGGGGAGCGACACCCCCGCCCCCAUCCCAAAAUAUUUAAAUAAAAAAUAUUUAUACGGAUAUAUAGCUAUCCGAUGCACGACCCGAUUUGAGAUUUAUAUGUACCGAAUACGUUUAAAACAUCUGUAAUAAUCGACAGCUUGCUAGAUAGAGAGGUGCCGGGCGUAGCGCCAUGGCUCAGACGCUGCAGAUGGCCAUCCCCAACUUCGGCAACAGCGUGCUGGAGUGUCUGAACGAGCAGCGGCUGCAGGGCCUGUACUGCGACGUGUCGGUGGUGGUCAAGGGCCACGCCUUCAAGGCCCACCGCGCUGUGCUGGCGGCCAGCAGCUCCUACUUCCGGGACCUCUUCAACUCGGGGAGCAAGAGCGCGGUGGUGGAGCUGCCCCCGGCCGUGCAGCCGCAGAGCUUCCAGCAGAUCCUGUCCUUCUGCUACACGGGCCGGCUCAGCAUGAACGUGGGCGACCAGUUCCUGCUCAUGUACACGGCCGGCUUCCUGCAGAUCCAGCAGAUCAUGGAGAAGGGCACCGAGUUCUUCCUCAAGGUCAGCUCCCCCAGCUGCGACUCGCAGGGGCUGCACGCCGAGGAGACCCCGCCCUCCGAGCCCCAGAGCCCCGUCACUCAGACCUCCGGGGGCGGGGCUGGGGGCGCGGGGGCGGCGGGAGGGGCCGCCACGGGGGCCGGCCGCCCCGCCUCCUGCCUGACCCCGCUCCCCCUGGUGUCCCGCGUCAAGAUGGAGCAGCAGGAGGGCUCGUCUUACUCGGUGGUCUGCACCCCCGUGGCCAAGAGACUGUGGGAGGGGGGCAGCCGGGAGGGGGGCGGAGGCUCGGGCGGGGGAGGGGGCGGGGGCAUGCGCAAGGCCGCCCGCUUCUCGCAGGAGUCGGCCAGGGGCAGCGCCAUUCAGCCGCAGGGCGGGGCAGGGGGCGCCCACGGAGGCGGGGGCACCAACGGGAACAGCAACAACGCCACCUCUGAGAGCACCAGCCCCGGCAACCUGAGCGCCUACACCAGCGACUCCCCCACCUCCUUCCACGACGACGAGGAGGAGGAGGAGGUCCCCGACGACGGCACAGAGGAGCAGUACCGGCAGAUCUGCAACAUGUACACCAUGUACAGCAUGCUCAACGUGGGGGCGGCAGCGGCCGGCGAGCGCGUGGACGCCCUGCCUGAUCACAUGACCUCGGACACCCGGGGGAGGAUGCGCGUGCGGCAGGAACUGGCCUCGCUGCCCGCCGAGCUCAUCACCCAGAUCGGCAACCGCUGCCACCCUAAACUGUACGAGGAGGGAGACCCCGCGGAGAAGCUGGAGCUGGUCUCAGGCACCAGCGUCUUCAUCACUCGAGCCCAGCUGAUGAACUGUCACGUGAGCGCAGGGACUCGACACAAAGUACUACUGAGGAGAUUGUUGGCGUCUUUCUUCGACAGGAACACUCUGGCCAACAGCUGCGGCACAGGGAUCCGCUCCUCCACCAAUGACCCGAGCCGCAAGCCGCUGGACAGCAGAGUGCUGCACGCAGUCAAGUUCUACUGUCAGAACUUCGCCACGAGCUUCAAGGAGAGCGAGAUGAACGCCAUCGCGGCGGACAUGUGCACCAACGCGCGGCGCGUGGUGCGGAAGAGCUGGAUCCCCAAGCUGAAGCUGCUGAUGGCGGAGGGCGACGCCUACUCCAGCUUCCUGCCCGACACGGUCAAGAUGGAGGCGGACGGGAUGGGCGGGGAGCACGGGUUCGAGGCGGGGGGCUUGGAGGCGGCGGCUUCUGCGGAGGCGGGGGCCUCCAACGAGUCUCUGCAGGGAGUGGGUGGAGACGGCAGCACUUUGUUUUAGUAAGUGACCCUCCCCCCCCUCCCCCUCCCCCUCCCACUUUCCUGUGUACACACCCCAUCUCCCAUAGCACUCCAUCCCUACCCCCACCCUAAGCCAAUCAUGUGACCCGGAGUUGAGAUGUCCCUGCUUGGGGGGGAGGGGAGUGGGUGGGAUGAUGGGUGAUGAUGUUUAUUUUAAAACAGAAGUAGAGAUUAACCCACCCCUUGAGCAGAGUCUGCGCCCCCCGCCCCCCUCCAGGCCGGCUUAUAAAGCCGGUCCAUUCUGUGCAGUGCUUGGGGGGGUCGGUUAGCCCCCUCAGAGGUGCUUGUCGGCCCUUCCCCUCUCCAAAUCGACAGAACACAUUCCCUUACGAGAGGGUGGGGCCCGACGGGUGGGCGGGAGGGGCCAUGGGAGGGGCCAGCGGGGGGAAGGGGGCGGGGCCAGCAUGUAUGAUAAACACUGUCCUGAUUUUGAAUGUAUCGGCGUACGGCUGCGAUGUGGGAUUGUAUUCUGCCCUCUGCUGAGCAACACUAGAGAGGCCAGGGGCUCCAGGAGCCUCGCUGGCCGUAUGCCCCUGCAGAGCUGGGUGGAUCCAUCUGUCAGUCUGUCUGUCAGUCACUCUCUCUGUCUGUCAGAAAGAAUUCCCAAACCCCCCUUACCUCUCCCUCCCCACCACCCAAGUUCACGUAUCGACCACAAAAUUGACCAUUUUUUCUUAAGUUUGAUUAUAAUUUGUUUUUUUUUGGUUUUUGUUUAAUUUUCUUUCUUUUUUUUCCUUUAAAAAUUUUUUAAAAAACAUUUGUGCUUAUUUCUUUGUAUGUAACAUUGCCAAGGAUUCCAGGAGAGAGUAGAGGUUACUGAAGACUGUAAAGAAACGGGACGGAAAAAGACUGACAUAUUUUUAAAAUAUAUUUAACUAUAUACAUAUAUAUUUUAUGUGUAUAGAGGGGUAAAAAAUAGAGGGAUUGUUUUAAAAUCUCGUUUUUCGGACUGAAAUGUUUUGUGAAGUUUUAUUCCCACUAAAGAAUUUAAGUGAGUGACAAAAGGCAAAUAUUUUUGCAUUAGCAAAACAUAUCCAAAUAUUUUUGUUUUGGUCUUUUUUUUUUGUUGUUGGAUGCAUGCGUGUGUGUGUUUCAGAGAGGGAAAGGGAAAGUGUGUGCGUGCGUGAGAGAGAGAGAGAGAGUAGGCAGAUGUUUGAAGACAUGCCUCAUUUCACUGUGCGAUUCCAUUUUGGGUGGGCUCAGGGGUGUCCCCAGAACGCUGUCCCAGGGGUUACCAAGAGACCCGGGACACAGACGAACCUGGGGGGGGGGGGCAUGCAUAGCCAUGCACAACCGCCCUGGUCUGCUGUCCUGCCCCUUUCUGUUCAGACAUCCAUUUAAAGUGCGCUCAGCCCACAGUUCGUGUGUACUAAAGAAACAUUGGGGUUUUUGUGUAGCCUCAGACAGACCCCCUGGCCAGGAGAUGCCUGCUUACGACUGCGCGCUAUUCCGAGAGGAAUGCUGCUUGAGCUCGGGCUAGGCUAAGAUAUGGUAAUUACAGCAUGAGUUUGUGCUGCUGUUGGGAAAUUUUCACUUUGCACAUAUGGGAAUACGAGUGGUGAGAGAACUCUGAAAUCAGCCGCUGCAGAAGAGCGCACCACAAAAAAACCUACCAAAAAAAAAAAAAAACCCCCCGUAAUAUAAUUUAGAGGGCUGAGUGAAAUCUGCCUUGAGAAACAUGAAGUCCACUACCCCCUGGAGACAGGUGGUUGGAGUGCCCUGAUUGGUCAGUGGAGCCCGGUUUAGACAGCAGUUACUCCAAACACACCUGGUGGUGCGUCCUGCGCUGCUGGAAUGGUGGUCAGUGACCCCUCCCCUCAGGUCUCUGUACCAGGAGUCGAGCAACCCCCUGCUCCACAGCGCCCCCUGUCUGCAGGAGCCUGGCUCCGCAGCAGCACAUUUUUGAAAAGGUCAUAGAUUUGCACCUGGGUAACGGAACGCCAUCAAGGGAAAGCACCUGGGCUUCAAAAGGCUUGGGAUGCAUUAACUGAGGCUUCUCCCCCCACAAAUAAUGUAACUGUAAAAUAAAAUAAAUGAUCAUGUUAGGGGUCAGCCUUAGGAUCUUCACCCCCUGGCCCUGACAUCAUCACAUGCAACAGCCUUUAAUUUUUCACGUGACUAUAAAUCACCCAGUUAUUGUACUGUUGUGUAUAUACUAUUAUAUAUUUAAAAAAAACUGCUUCAUUCAACGUUGGCUAUAUCAACAUGAAGUGCUCCUGAGCUAUGUAAAUAAAGGCUGACUGUAAUAACAGGGCUAAACAGUUUUUAGGUUUGUUUCCCCGUGAACAGCAACAGGGGUCAAACAUACAUGCGUGAGCUCACUGUUAUUUUUAACAGCUUGGGAACAGAGUGUUGUUUUGAAACCUCACCUCUGGGGCAGGGGGCAGGCGUGUAUUCUGACCCUGCAUGGGUGGAGGGGGGGUUUUAGCUGCACAGCUGGGUUUCAUGUGGCUGAUUUUCACACAUGAGUUGACAGAGUGAGCAUUAGCUUUGCACACAGCUCACAGAUGCUUUAAAAGGAGCUGUUAGCACCUCCAUCUCUCACCCACCCCACCCCACCCCCCCGGUGGGGCGGUCAGGGCACCAGGCAGCCGUGGUGGGUUUGGGGAAGGAGGUAGGCUCUGCCGGGCUUGUUGGGGAUCUCUGCAUGCCUGCAUGUGGGACAGGUUCUCCCUGGAAAGGUGGCGGAAGCAAUGGCAGAACUUUGGCUGCUGUAUACCAGAGAGACUCAGACAAGGUGGUGAGCCUACCAAAAAAGGGCCUUUUUUAAUUUCAGGGCUCUGAAAAGGGUCAAAGGGCCACCCCUGACUAUAAUGCAACAUUAGACUUGGUCCGGGGGGGGGGGGUGAGAGAGAUAUAGAUAGAAGGAUAUAUAUUCCCCACUGAGUGCUACACUGAUGGACAGGUAACCGUGUUGCAGGUGAAGGGUAGUGAGGUGGCCCCUGAGACGGUACUGAGUGAGCAGUCUGGGGGGGGAUUUUAGGAUGUUACUCUGCCACCUUAAAAACACGGUCAGUGUCUGGGUGCUGGUUGUAGUAGCCCAUGGUGGAGAACAAGGUGGAGGUCGUCUAUGGAGUCUUGCACAAGUGCGAAGUCUGUGUGUGUAUGUGUGUGUGCGUAGGUGUGAUUGUGUGUUCACGCCUGGGCUUCUGUGUGCUUCCCUUUUCUGGCAUGUGGGUAGCAUUUUAAUGGAGAAAAACAAAAGGUUGUUUGUUUUGAUGCAAUCAUGUCCUGUGUUGUGUGGGGGUGGGGGUGGGGUGUUGCUUUUGUCUAAAGUGUGUGGGCUUGUUUGGGUUUUGUGUGCAAGCGCGACUCUGCACCGCUAUGUGCUUGUGUGGGGGUGGUGUAUGGACGCAGGGCUAAAGAGGCUGUGUGUGUGUGUGUGUGUGUGUGUGUGUGUGUGUGUGUCCGUGCGUGCGUGCGUGCGUGUGUGUCCGUGCAUGCGUGCGUCCGUCCGUGUGUGCACUGAGGCUUGUUGUGAGCUAUACCCCUACACCAGACAGAAUGAGGUGAUCUGUCUCAGUGAUUCAGGCCCUCAAAGACCAACAGCAGUGAACACACACAGCUGGCAAACAGACACACCAAACAUUGGAAACCAUUAAAAAAAUGCUCUCCUAGCAUUAUUCUUUAAUCUUUUUUUUGAAGAGUCAUUUGGCAUUUUGUGUAUAUGUGUGUGUGUGUGUGUCUCGCUCAGCAGAUGGGUCAUGUGAGGUGGUGGGGGGGUGUGUCUGUCUCAUUCACACCCCUCUGUAAAGCGGGGUGCUGCUCGGCCAGCCAGAGGCUGCGUGAUCAGCGUGAUCAGCGUGCUGGCUUUGUGCAAGCCUCCACGCGCCUCUCCUGUGUGUGUGUGACUCUCCUGUGUGCACCUCUGUCUGUGUGUGACUCUCCUGUGUGCACCUCUGUCUGUGUGUGACUCUCCUGUGUGCGCCUCUGUCUGUGUGUGACUCUCCUGUGUGCACCUCUGUCUGUGUGUGACUCUCCUGUGUGCGCCUGUGUGUGUGUGUGUGUGACUCUCCUGUGUGUGACUCUCGUGUUGGGGGGGGGGGGUGCAGGAUGUCUGUCUCACUUGACUUCCUUAAGAGCAGCUUAAAACUUAAAGCCACAGGGUGCCAUGCAGUGUGUGUGUGUUUGUGUGUGAUUGUGUGUGUGUGUGUUUGUUUGACUUUCCUGAGCUGGUGUGUGCUGGGGGUUGAACAAGCUACUGAGGGGGGGUUGGGGGGGGCCUCUGAGCACACACAGUGCAGCUGGCGUACCGCACACUCGCGCUGUUAGGAAAGCUCUGUACGACUUCACACACUUUUUUUUUUUUUUUUAACUUUUCAGCAGACUAAGUACUGUAGUGUUAGAUUCUUUAAAAAAAACUAAGAAUGUCAAGAUUAAUGAGUAGAGGUGCCAAUUCUUGUUUUAAAAAAGGAACUAUAAUUUAGGAAAAAGUACCACAUAUUUUUGCAUUGUGCAAGAUGAUGAGUUAUGUGCUUAUGGGGAUGGGGGGGGGGUUACUGAGGGUAAGGGGGCUGUGCGCUGGUCGGCAGGCCAGUUUUUGUUUAACUGAGAGAUGGGAGGUGGGGGCAUGUUGGAGGCGAGGGCCCUUUGAGUACUGCUGAACAUUUUUUUAAAACCGUGGGCGACUUCCUCUUUGAAGAAUCCAAGAUGCAGCUUGUAUCCUUAAUGAACCUUUUUGAGUGAGUACAUCUUAUAUCAGAAUAUAUCUGUGUGUAUCCCAUUUUUUUUUUUAGAAAUAUGUACAUACAGAUAUACAUAUAAAUAAUAUCAUACACCUGUAACGUAGAUGCAUAAAUGUAUAGCACAGAAGCUGUAGUUGACAUUGCAUGGCAGUCAGUGGCUGUCUGGGUCUGGGCAGGCCACCUGCUGGUGAGCUGCAGUACUGUAGCACAGUGUGAUGUGAUUCCAGCCUCCACCACCAGGGGGCAGCACCUCUGACAGGCAGCAGGUUGGGGGUGAACAAAUCAAUGUUACGUGGCUUUAAAGAAACUCUACUUAAUGAAUAAUUAACACAAAUCCACCUUUUUUGUUAUGUUUUUACGUUUUAGUCACUGCAGUUGGUUAUGCUGUCAUUAGGAUAUUUGUUCCUGCUUUACACCCUGCAAGGUGGAUCUGAGACAUAAUGGAUCUGAGUGGGGUGAAGAAUAUUUGGUCAUUCUCCUGGACUGUUCGUGGUGGGGAGUUCCAUCUGUUUAUUAUUAUUGUUGUUGUUGAGUGACAUCAAAAUAGCUUCUGUCAAAAUGGACAAGGUCAUAAACUUAAAAGAAAAAAGUAGGCGGGACAAGUGGAGUGACGGUCCAAUAAGAAAUGGGGGUGGAGAGUGUUGUGUCCGUGUCCAUGCUAUGGACUGCAUUUACUAGAGAGAGAGAGAGGGGAAAAAAAAGCACCUUUGGGUCAGAGUUCACUGCUUUGGGCCUGUGAACGAGAACCCCGGCACCUUCUGUUCAGUUUUCCUCUAUCGGUGUGAAGGGGAGUGAAAUGAGGGGAGGGGGGGUGGGGGUUGGGGUUGGUUACGAACCAGUAAGAUGUGUCAUUUUGUUUUCCGUUUUGUUAAUAAUUUUGUCUUUUUUUAAAAUUAAUUUUGCAUUGUUAACCCCCCACACCCCACACCCCCCACCCUCAUCCCAGGCAGGCUCUGGGGGAGGUGAGGUUAAGGCCACAGUUCCUUCUUCCUGCUUGGCACUGCAGCCUGUCAGUCCCUGUACCCCCCCCCCACCCCCCAGUGCUCAGUUCUGUGCAUUUCGCUGACAGCAACCUGUAGACUUUUUACCCAGAGUCAUUACGUAUUACUCCUCUCCUGUAAUGACCCGGCAUACCAGAACUCAGCAGGAGAACCCUCUGACCCUCUGACCCUCUGACAUCACCCCCCCACCGGCUGUGGGAAGUGGGGGGGAGGGUCCCCUGUGGUCCCCCUGCCACCACACACACACACACACACACACACACACACACACACACACCACGCAGACGCACUCACAAACACACACACACACACACACACCACGCUUUUUGUCAUAUCUUGUCGAAAUGUAGCAUGUGAUUUGACAGUGCUCAUCACAGCACUGUUUCAGGCUGGGAGCUAAAUAUACCGAACAGAGCUGCUAAUUAGCCUUCUGUGGUCUUGGAAGGGGCUUGUUGUAGCUCCUUUCCUUCAACAGAGUACUUGAUGUUAAUACAGUUAUGGCAAACACACACACACACACACACACACACACACAGGGAGGGAGCUGGGGGCUGGGUCUUUUAUCCCUGCGACAUGUCUCUGGUAUGGCCCGGGGGGGUAAGCAGAUCUUUUUUGACUAUAUAUAUAAAUAAAUAUAUAUAUAUAUACAUAUAUAUAUAUAUACUGUAUAUUAUACAUAGAAGCACUAAUGAAGUUUGAUUGUUAGUUGUGCACUCACAGCAUGAGGUAUUAAUCCAGAACCGCUUUUCAAAAACCCAAUGCAGUAGCGUCUAUCUUCUGUCAGAGCCCGCUGUCACCCCUGUAGCGCCAGUGUUUAUCGCGUGUUCCAAGUGCCAAUAACUUUGUGAAUUCCUGACUGUGACCCAAUGAUAACGAGAAUUGCACAUUAACUACUGUAAAAAAACAAAAAAAUUAAAAACUACCAAAAAAAAAAAGUCAAAAGAAGAGAAAACUGAAUAUCUUAAUAAAAGGUUUGUAACAAA